UAUUCAUUGAAUCGAUUUGUAGCUGAUGAAUUUUAUUUUUGCAAAUAAAUAUUUAAUGUUUCAUGAUUACCGACUGUAUCUGUAACCAUAUAUUGCAGAAACGAUAUUUUUUGCACAUCUUACGUGUGCUUCGAGAAGGCUCGAGUUCGUGUAUAAAACUUGCGUGUAAAACGCGAGGUACGCGCGUGAUAUAAUACAUACGUAACUUUUUUCCAGCAACAAGAAUUUAUGAACACUCUCGCGCUCACGAUUUUGUACUUUAUGAGGAAAAAGAGUGAUCUAGGAAUCACUAAUUUAGUCAGAAAUAUGCACAAAUGACAUUGCGACAUAAUCUUUUGAGUUUUGAGUUUAGAAAAAAAAUAUCAAUUUAAUGUAACAGAUUAAAAAUACGUCACUCUUGUUAGUGAUUUAGGUAAACCAUUCGUACGUUUAGAUAAAAUUAAAUGCACGUUAGAAAUUAUUUUUUGUUACUCGAAAUCAGCAGCACGACCUUUCCCCCGCCCCUCCGAUUUUGCGUGAAUCAAUAGAUUUUCUUUCUGUAUUCUUAGUUAAGUCGAGUUAUUUAAUUUGCAGUGAUGAUGUUCGACGUACUUUUCAUAAGCAAUUAUUUUGUAAUACUUGUAUGUAUGUCAUACGCAUAAUAAUAAUCGUAUUGUGUAUGUAGUAGUGAUGUUGGUGACUUUGUAGCGUCGUCAGGCACAUGGUGGAAGUAUACUUCCACCAUGGUCGGACACUCAAUUCUUUUUUCGAUAUCCUUUCAGAGUUUGCCGUUGCCCUUUGCUAAAAUUGAAGUUUUAAUUAUGGAUAAUUUAUAUACACAAACGCUAUGAAAUAAAGGGUUUUGUAAAUUCAUACUCACGACGACGUAUUUAAUUUCUGUAAAUAUUUCGCACAUAAUUUCGCGCUCGCGUAAAGCUGUUUUACUUCUUUUUUUGUAUGCGAUACUUUGAAAUGACAGAAAUUGAAUUCUAGACAAUUUCAGCGCUAUAAUUAAGAGUGCACAGAAGGGAUUAACCUUGCCAUCUUGUAAUUAUCCACGAUAUUGAGAGAAUGUUGAAAAUAAAAGAAUGCAUCAAACGAACUUUUCUAUGUCGGAUGACGAGUCGAUUGAUGAGGUAUACGACAGUAAUGUGAAGGUUUUUGUGCGAAUUCUACCACUUGAAAAAUCGUGCGAUUCUUGCGCAAAGAUCAGUACGGAUGGUAAGACGAUAUACGUGAGAUGCUUGCAAGAUAUCCAACGAGACAAACAGUCAAGACAUCCUAUUUAUUGGGCCUUCCAUAUUGAUGGGAUAUUUCACGAGAUGUCCCAGGAUAAGGUGUAUUGCACUACUGCGAAAGAUCUUGUAAAAAAAGCUUUAGACGGCGUAAAUUGCGUACUGAUCGGCUAUGGACAAACAGGAUCUGGGAAAAGUUUCACAAUUGGCGGUCUCAGAAAUAAUUGGGAACAUAGAGGAAUAGUCUCGCGACUUUUAUCCGACAUGUUUAUGGAAAAGGCGAACCGAAGAAAAAUCAGUGACAUACGUUAUCGUUUAAGUUUCAUCGAGCUGAGAGGUAAAAACGUAAUAGAUCUUCUGACGCAAAAACGAAGGAUUUUUAACGUCAACGAACGCAGUGUCUUUAAGAAUGUAAUUAUAGUAGAUGUAGAGAAUGAAAAAGAGACUUUGAAAAAAGUACUUGAAGGAGAAGGCAGAAGAUCAAUUGUGAGAAGCACAAUAUAUCCGGUAUCACAUUUAGGUGCUGCUGUGAUCACUAUUCACGUUUCAAAUGCGAGUUUGAUAAAAUCGCAAGCUAUCGUAGCGACAGCAAAAAUACAUAUCGUAGAGAUGGCUGGAACUGGUACGGUGGGAAAAUCGAGUUGCCGGAAAACAGCAGCCGACUUAGGUAUGGCGAAUUUAAUGAAAAUGCAGCUGGAACAAUAUUUUUUGCAUCUUAGAAAAUCAAGUAUGUGCACAUAUAGCGUUAUUCGCUCAAGUAAUUUGCUGAAGCUACUGAGAGAUGCUUUCACUGUCACAUCUAUCAUUCGCUUCAUAUCUCACGUGCGCAUCACGAGAGAAGAUCUCAGAGUCACUUUGUCGACCAUGCGACUUACUGCUAAAAUCGCAAAACUGAAACCGAUCAAGACAAUACGUCACAUCCAGCCACGGAUAGAAUUGAUCGUGCAACGAUUACAGGAGCAAGUAAACACAUUGAAGAAGGAAUUAGAAUUGAAUGAUAUGUUUUUACAUCAAGAAGCACUAUCGAACAUCUCAAAAUCUAGACUCGAGCAGAUCAGCCGAGACGUUAUAAAUUUUUUGCAGGGUUCCAUUCCGGAAUUAAUACUUUUCAAUGUUACCCAGGCGCGAGUAUUAGUAAACGUCGUCAAACAAUUAUACGACAAAUUGCUCGCGAAAGAAGUUGAAACGGAAAACUUGAAAGAAGCGUACAACAACGUGAUAAUGUUAUCGCAACCAGAUGCUGCUUUGUCCUCAUCGUCAUUAAUUUGACUAUAUCAUGAUGGUAUG
Messenger RNA from Mycetomoellerius zeteki, 2501 nucleotides. RefSeq names its product kinesin-like protein KIF9. Gene Ontology annotation, cellular component: microtubule; kinesin complex. Gene Ontology annotation, molecular function: microtubule binding; ATP hydrolysis activity; microtubule motor activity. Gene Ontology annotation, biological process: microtubule-based movement. Lineage: Eukaryota; Metazoa; Arthropoda; Insecta; Hymenoptera; Formicidae. The coding region runs from base 1068 to 2483 and encodes 471 amino acids. The record is from RefSeq and is a predicted model, not a curated record. The transcript has 8 exons.